This is a messenger RNA of Anopheles marshallii, 825 nucleotides long. RefSeq names its product pacifastin-like protease inhibitor cvp4. Bases 1 to 825 code for a protein of 274 amino acids. Gene Ontology annotation, molecular function: peptidase inhibitor activity. The transcript is spliced from 3 exons. The record is from RefSeq and is a predicted model, not a curated record. Lineage: Eukaryota; Metazoa; Arthropoda; Insecta; Diptera; Culicidae.
AUGAUGAAGCUGCUUAUUUUGAUUGUGGCAACGUGUAUUGUGGGAGCGCUGUGCGAGGAGAAAUGUGAACCGGGCACGACGUUUAUGGAGGACUGUAACAAAUGUCGCUGCGGACUGGACGGUCAGAAGGCUUGCACGCGCAAGGCGUGCCCACCGAACGAGCUGUCCGACGAUAGUCAGGUGCGCACCGAUGUACAGAACGGUGACUCACUGUCGUCGGCCGACGAGAAGGAUGAGGUGCACGUACAAACCAACGGACAGGUGUGCACUCCGAACGAGAUCCGGAUGAAGGAGUGCAAUCGUUGCCGAUGUGCCAACAACGGUAUUGGAUGGUUCUGUACGCGGAGAGCAUGUCCACCGCGCGAGAAGCGUGCCGCACCGAGUCCCGUUGAUAAAUGCACCCCCGGAGCGGUAUUCAGAAGCGAGGAUGAUUGCAACACCUGCUUCUGCACGGAUAGCGGUACUGUGGCCUGCACGCGGAAGGCUUGCUUUUCGUCACUGCCUCAGAAAACGAAGCGUUCCACUGCUUCCACUGGGGACGAUAAAUGCACCCCUGGAACGGUAUUUCCCAGUGAGGACGGAUGCAAUACCUGCUUCUGCACGGAUACCGGCAUGGCGGCCUGUACGCUGAAGGCUUGCUAUUCGGCACCACCUCAGAAAACGAAGCGUGAAACUCUUCCCCAAUCGGACAUUGCGCCCGGUGCACCCGGAUUUAGCUGCCAGCCGAAGGCUUCCUUCAAGUAUCAGUGCAACACGUGCCUCUGUUCGGACGAUGGCAAGAUGGCAGGAUGUACCUUCAAAUACUGCAUUCCCGGCGAAUGGUAG